This is a messenger RNA of Lepisosteus oculatus (spotted gar), 6426 nucleotides long. RefSeq names its product phospholipase C, eta 1 (gene plch1). Gene Ontology annotation, molecular function: calcium ion binding; phosphatidylinositol-4,5-bisphosphate phospholipase C activity. Lineage: Eukaryota; Metazoa; Chordata; Actinopteri; Semionotiformes; Lepisosteidae. The record is from RefSeq and is a predicted model, not a curated record. Gene Ontology annotation, biological process: phosphatidylinositol-mediated signaling; release of sequestered calcium ion into cytosol; lipid metabolic process.
GGCUGUGGGAUUACCUCCUACACUCGAAUUUAGACAACACAGAGCGUAGAUCCCUAAACACCCCCACACCUCCGUACUGUCACACAAGACACCCCCAAACAACAUGUAUUGAAGCCCAUUUUAGCUGCUUGAAUAGACAACAAGUAUGCUAUGUCACUGCCUGCCUCUGACUCCGCACGGAAAAGUGCACUGAGCAGCCUAGCCCCUCGUGCGGGCUCACCCAGACUGAAUGUUGCAGAACGUUAGCAUUUCAUUUCACCUUGUAAUUAAAAUAAGGGCAUAAGCUAUGGAUUAAGCUCCGCUACGGAACCCCGCCAUUGAAAAAUAAGAAGUGUUUAAAAUCGCUGGGAGCUUCGCACCCAUGUCUGAAACUUGGAAAUGACAUCUCACGAGGGAUUGUUUUGUACAGUAAAUGAAAAUUGAAGACGCAUUGAAGUCUGAACACAAGCUCUGUUCUGCGCAGUUUUUGUUGGGUUUUUUUUUUUCAGCAAUAGCUAUGCAUACAGACAACGGGUUUCAUGGCGGAUCUUGAAGUUUUUAAAAAUCUCAGUCCCGAGAAAGUUGAACGAUGUAUGAGCGUCAUGCAGUCGGGGACCCAAAUGGUCAAGCUGAAGAGCGGGUCGAAGGGGCUGGUCCGCCUGUUCUUCCUGGACGAGCAUCGAUCCUGCAUCAGGUGGAGGCCUUCAAGAAAAAGCGAGAAGGCGAAGAUUACGAUCGACUCUCUGUACAAGGUCACAGAGGGCAGACAGUCCGAAAUCUUCCAUCGCCAUGCAGAUGGAAACUUUGAUCCCAGCUGCUGCUUCACUAUUUACCAUGGAAAUCACAUGGAGUCUCUGGAUUUGGUGACCUCUAACCCAGAGGAAGCCCGCACAUGGAUCACAGGCCUCAAGUACCUGAUGGCUGGGAUCAGUGAUGAAGAUUCCCUUGCAAAAAGGCAACGAACCCACGAUCAGUGGAUGAAGCAAACCUUUGAGGAAGCUGACAAGAACGGAGAUGGUCUGCUGAAUAUUGAAGAGAUUUACCAGCUGUUGCAUAAAAUGAAUGUUAAUCUGCCCCGGAGGAAAGUCAGGCAGAUGUUCCAGGAAGCCGAUACAGAUGAACAGCAAGGAACCCUGACCUUCGAGGAGUUCUGCGUUUUUUACAAGAUGAUGUCCCUCCGAAGGGAUCUCUUCCUGUUGUUCAUGUGUUUCAGUGACAAGAAGGAUCACCUCACUGUUGAAGACUUUGCUAACUUCCUCAGAACAGAACAGAAGAUGAACAACGUGACGACCGAAUAUUGUCUGGAUAUUAUUGAUAAGUUUGAAGUCUCUGAAGAAAACAAAGAGAGAGAUGUUUUAGGGAUUGAAGGGUUUACGAGUUUUAUGCGAAGCCCUGCCUGUGAUAUCUUCAAUCCAUUGCAUCACCAAGUCAACCAGGAUAUGGACCAGCCACUGUGUAAUUAUUUUAUUGCUUCUUCGCACAAUACCUACCUGACUGGAGACCAGCUUCUCUCUCACUCCAAGACUGAUAUGUAUGCCUGGGUUCUACAGGCAGGCUGCCGCUGUGUGGAAGUGGACUGCUGGGAUGGUACUGAUGGUGAGCCUGUGGUUCAGCACGGAUACACCCUGACUUCAAAAAUCUCUUUCAAAGCCGUGAUUGAAACCAUCAACAAAUACGCCUUUGUGAACAAUGAAUAUCCAGUCAUCCUUUCAAUUGAAAACCAUUGCAGCAUUCAGCAGCAGAAAAAGAUUGCUCAGUACUUGAAGGAAAUAUUUGGAGAGAAGCUGGAUCUCGUUGGCAUUUUCACUAGGGACUCCAAACAGCUUCCAAGUCCAAACAUUUUAAAGGGCAAGAUACUUAUUAAGGGCAAAAGGCUGCCACCAUGCCUGGCUGCCGACGCGGAGGAAGGGGAGGUUUCAGAUGACGACAGUGCCGAUGAAAUAGAGGAUGACUUCAAACUGAAGCACAGCAGUAGCAAUGGCACAAGUGAACACCAGGUGGAAUCCUUUAUACGAAAGAAGCUGGACUCCCUGUUGAAAGAAUCUCAGAUUGGAGACAAGGAGGAUUCUGACAGCUUUUCUAUAAGGGCCUUACUGAGGGCAACACAUGAAGGUUUAAACAUGAAUCUCAGACAGAAUUCACUUCAUAAAGAAAGUGGAAAAAAGUCCCAAAGCCGUUCCUUUAUGAGCAACUUCUCAAAACAUAAGAGACACGGGAAGUCACGGUCAAAGUCUCAGAGCACGGAUAUAGAGGAAGAAGGACAGCAUGAGGCAUUGGGCAGAGAAACAGGACAGUCCUACAGGGGAGGCCGUCGCAGAAAGACAAUGAAACUCAGUCGGGAUCUUUCAGACCUGGUGGUUUUCACAAACUCUGUUGCCUCACAGGACAUUCUUGAUGAGGGCACUCCUGGGAAUGUCCUGUCCUUCAGUGAGACCAGGGCCCAUCAGCUGGUCCAUCACAAACCUGAGCAGUUUAUCUUGUUCAACCAGAAGCAGCUCUCCAGAAUCUAUCCAUCUGCAUAUAGGAUAGACUCCAGUAAUUUUAACCCUCAGGCUUAUUGGAACAUUGGCUGCCAGCUGGUGGCCUUGAACUACCAGACUGAAGGGCGCAUGAUGCAGCUGAACCGAGCUAAAUUCAUGGUGAAUGGAAACCAAGGCUAUCUGCUAAAGCCCCAGCCUAUGUGCAAAGGUUCCUUCAAUCCGUUCUCUGAUGAUCCCCUUCCUGCAUAUCCUAAGAAACAACUUGUUCUCAAAAUCGUUAGUGGUCAACAGUUACCUAAACCUCCGGACUCAAUGCUGGGGGACAGAGGAGAGAUCAUUGAUCCUUAUGUUGAGGUAGAAAUCAUUGGCCUACCAGUGGACUGUUGCAAGGAACAGACGAGAGUCGUUGAUGAUAACGGCUUCAAUCCGGUGUGGGAGGAGACACUGACUUUCACCGUUCACAUGCCUGAAUUGGCUUUAGUUCGUUUCCUCGUCUGGGACCACGAUCCUAUUGGAAGGGACUUUGUCGGGCAGAGAACUGUGGCAUUCAGCAGCCUGAUGCCAGGCUACCGGCAUGUCUACUUAGAGGGAAUGACAGAAUCCUCAAUCUUCGUCCAUGUAACAGUCAAUGACAUCUAUGGGAAGUGGAGCCCCCUAGUCCUCAAUCCAAGCUAUACUAUAAUGCACUUUCUAGGAGCCUCCAAGGGCCGUCAGCUACGGGGGAUCAGAGGUCUUUUUAACAAGAACCCUAAGAACUGCUCUGUGGACACCAACUCCGGCUUGCAGAUCCGGAAGCGCUCCAUCAGUGAUCACAUCCUGCGCCGGACUGCCAGCGCUCCAGCAAAGGGCCGGAAGAAGACGAAAAUGGGUUUCACUGAAGCUCAGCGCGAGAGGAAGGAUAGCGAACCUGAGGCGCACUGCAAGGCUGAGGCAGAGCCACAUCAGCACAAGAGCGUACAGUCCCGGCCUGUGUCAAUGCCUGUGGAUAAGCUACUGCAAGGAGACCUGGGUUUGUCCGCUUGUGACAGUGGGAAAACCUCCAUGGAAAAGGUUACAGAAUCUGGAAUGAGAUCUUCUGAGGUGUGCAGCACAGAAAGGCCUAGGUCUGCGUCUGUGGACCUUUUGAUUGAAACUUCCCCAACUCUUCUGUCUGAAGAUCAGCCAGUCUCCAGUAGAACCCCCAAGGAGCCAUUUUUAAGGGCUAGUGACAAACCUGAAAGAGAGCAAAUGUCUUACCUUGAAAUUGGAGGGAAUUUUCCAGAAGGAUGUGAUGAAAGCAGUGUUAGAUCUCCCAACAGAAAAUAUGGACAAAAAACUAUUAUCCCAGAAACAGAACCUGGGCACCUGGAAGCUGAGAUGGACAGAAAGGGCAGUAGUCCAGUAUGUGUUCCCACAGAGUUAAGGAAGUCCAUACCAGAGCCACUAAAGCUUGGUACAGACAACCAUCAGGUUUCUUCUAUUUCCCCCACUGACACACCAUCUAUUACCUGUGUGACAGAAUCAGGCCACCUGCUGGAUGACAGAUCCAUGCAGGACAGUACUAUCUCCCAGCUCAUUGAUGCAGUUUCUCUGGACAACGGGAAUGACACUCGUGGCUCCAUCUCUGCAUUGAUAGAUCAGUUUGACACUACAAAUGACCAGAGCAACCUCACAGUCGUUUCAAGCAUCCAGGGAGGUGGUGAUCACGCGUGUAAUUUAAUGCCACAUGUGUCAAACACAGUGAUCUGGGAGCCUAGCACACCGCAGAAAGCAGUGGCAUCUGAUACGACCAAUGGCGAUGCUCUCCUGAAUGUGAUGUCUGACACCACAUUGUUUUCCAGCCCAGAGACAACAGACCAGUCCAUUUACACCAUUCUCAAUGAAGAUUUUCUGUCUCCCGCAUCUGUGUACAACCUCCGAGACCAAACAAUCCGGAGCAUGAGGAUGAACUCAGAGCAGAGUACCCCUGUGGGCAGUUCAUGCUCUUCCCCUGUUAAAAUAUUCACUCCAAACUUCAGUCAGGAUGAGGACACUAGCUGGGGGGUGCAAAGGUGUUGCCGUUCACUGGAGAGCGCAGUGUCUGACAAAUACCAUGUGUGUCCUGACUCUGUCUGUAGCAGCCUAAUGGAAGUUGAGGUUAAUGUUGAUGAUGACUCUCAGGACUUCACAUUGACUUCACCUAAUGCAACCAGUCAGUGGACAAGUCAGUACCCUUCUCCGUGCUUAGGAUCACCGCGUGGCUGCCCUUCAAGCUCCAGUCCUCACCGAGGCACUUACUGUUUUCCAGACACCAGGACUGAGAACAGUUAUGGAAAUGUGUAUCCAAAGGCUCGAGACCAAAGCAAUUCCACUUCCCUGGUUAGCUACCCAAUAUUGGAAGGGAUCAGAAAUCAAAACGUGAAUAGGUACCACCGUGACUAUCCACGGGCAGAGCAGCUCACGGGCAGAAAAGCAAACUCCCCUCUUGAAGGGAGUCUGUAUGAAGGGAGCUCGGAUUGUUCCACGUCAUGCCACUCCACACCUUUCCAUGGUCCUGUCACUGCGAACACACAGCCUGAAGGGCUUCCAGUCCCUGGGAGGACUGGUGGUCACCUUUCCACGCACGCGGACCAAAUACCCGCCGCAUUGCACGCAGCCAGACACCCAAGUCCAAGUCCUGCCAAGUCGAAGAGCCUCGGCGAUCUGACGUCCGAGGACAUCUCUUGCAACUUUGAGAGCAAAUACAAGUACAUCAGCAGGAGCUUCGUCACCCCCCACACGAGGGAGCAGAAGAGCGUGGCCAGCCCCCCCAGCAGGCCUCAGUGCGCUGACCCUCUGACGGAGCAGCUGCGCAAGCUCGUGUCCUUCGAGCCCGGCGAGAGGAGCCGGCCCGUGCCCGCGGGCCCGCGGAGGGAGGAUCCCGGCUCCCCGAAGAUCCUGGCCCGAAAGCUGUCGUCCAGGAGCCAGAGCCGCGUGCGGCACAUCGCCAGCCGCGCCAAGGAGAGGCAGGAGGCCAGCAGGCUGAAACUCCCCGGCAGCUGCAGCACGAUGGGUGUAGUCCUGCGAAACAAACCCCCCGUGCAGAAUCCCACCAUUAACAGACACUCCACUGGCUCUUACAUUGCAGGCUACCUAAACCACGUCACCGGCGCAGGCCUGGAGGACAGAGGUUUGCCUGAGGGGUCUUGCGCGUCAUUGCAUUAUGGCUAUAAUGACCACUUUUAUGCAGAGGAUUCAGUACUGCAGGCAGAUUCUGGGCACUCUUCUGAGCCCGAGAUUUACUUUUUGCUUAGAUUGUAAAUUAAUUGUAAAGCAAAAAAAAAAAAAAAACCCUUUGGUUUCUUUUACAUUAUCUUUUUGGACACCUUUUUUUGUAUAAAUACUGUUCAUUCUUUUGAAAGUGUAUUAUAUUUUAAUAGAAAUCUUAGUCUUCCUGAUCACUAGAUGUUAUAUGGUAGGCUGUGGUGUACAUAUUAGAACACAAGACUACUGUAAUUUAUAGCUAUGAAGAAUAACUGUGAUAAUAUGCUAAAGCAAACUGCAUGUAAACUCUUUCAAGUACUGAAAAUAGCUGUCCAUGUAAUGCAUGACUAUGCACAGUCCUGGAAAAUUUUCAGUCAUGUGCAUUUUGCACAGAACUCAUUAUUCCAUGGGAUGCAAUAUGAAUUACUGCUCACUUUCUGUUAGUCAAUCAUUCCAUGUUUUUAAACACUACUGCGUAUUUUCAAGCAAAAAGGUUGAGUUAAACAAUUUUAUUUUUAUAAUUGCUUUGAUACGGGCAGCAAAAAAAUAAAAUCAUCUGGGAUUGUUAUUUUUGAUGGGACAUGAAAAAUAUCGGACAGCUCCAGUGGAAUACAGAACCAUCUGAUUUUAAUAGCAGACUAUAAAAACCGCAAUUUCUAAGUUAAAUCUUCUCCAGAGAAAAUAUACUUUGUAUGGCUUACUCAAACAGCCAUGAAGUGCACAUUUUCUUACCAAUGCAAUAAAAUUCUCAAAACUGUGAAACGCA